UUCCUCACAUUGCACACACACACACGCGUAAUGUCAACGGGGCGGGGCUAGCGUCCCUGACGUUGUGUUGUGAAUUGAUUGAGUUCGGCAGCUGAGGAACGUGCGGACACACUGCAAGCGGCACAGAGGCGAAAUCACAGCAACUUAGUCGUAGAAAACGGGUCACUGAUCUGCCAGCUGCAAAACAAAGCGCAGGUUAUGUAAUGCAAUAGAUUCUAGAAUAUAGCUGACAUCUAUUUUGUUCCCCACAGGGACAAACUACUGGGGGCACCAAACCGUUGGGAUUUAUUUUGGGGACAGCAGACUCAAAAAAAAAAAAAAAAAAGCGAACAAUAGCUGAGCCCCGAAACGCACUAUCCUUUCUUUAGGAAAUAAUCCGGUUUGGGGCUACACGCACGCGGGAGUCGACUAGUGAACGGGGUUGAAUCAGGGUUUGCUUGAUUCUACGGGGAUUGUAGGGAUAAAUUUGAUGCUGGAUAUUGGAAAUUAUUACAACAAUAACAUAGAAAGCUGCACAAUAACUAGUAAGCGGUCUGUCAGAAAGGCAAGGCGACCGAUACGCUCUUUUUCACUUCCUCUGUCUCUGUGUUUCGCUUGGGCUGGUGUAAUUCUCCGUUCCCAACUGUGCUGUCCCAGCUGUCAGGUCGGUCACAGGACAUCCACACCAGGACUGUGCACCCACUAUUGACUUUCGCCCGAUUGGGGUUACCCAACUGUGACUCGAUUUGCACAUCAAACCGGAUAUCAGUGCAAGUCCUCGGCGAUUAGAAUCUCUUCAUAUUGGGGUUCCACCAGAAAUGCGACCUUUUUUUAUUGACUUCAACCUUCUGGAAUCUCAGAUUUUGUUUUAAAGCCAUGGUGCUGGGUGUGCGAUGGACAGCCCCUCUUCUGCUGCUCCUGCUCUCCCUGCUGGGGGACGGAUCCUCCCAGAAUUCCAGCACUUCGCGGGGCUGUGGCCUGGACCUGCCUCCCCGCUACGCUGCCCUGUGUGACCUGGAGGCUGUGUGGGGCAUCGUGCUGGAGGCGGUAGCGGGGGCAGGAGCACUGACUGCCCUGCUGCUGGCCCUCAUCCUGCUGGGUCGUCUGCCCUUCAUCACGGAGCAGGACAAGAGGAGCCCCGUCGGGCUGCUGCUGCUGCUGCUGCUGGGGGUCCUGGGCCUCUUCGGCCUGAGCUUCACCUUCAUCAUCCAGCCCGACAAUGAGGUGUGCAUCGCCCGCCGCGCCCUCUGGGGGGUGCUUUUUGCCCUCUGCUUCUCCUGCCUCCUGGCACAGGGCUGGCGUCUGCGGAGGUUGGUGCGCCACGGGAAGGGCCCUGGAGGGUGGCAGCUCUCCUGCGUGGCACUGAGCUUGACGCUGGUGCAGGUGAUCAUUGCCACAGAGUGGCUGGUUCUGACGGUGGUCCGGGAGGGGAAGCAGGCCUGCGACUACCAGCCGGUGGACUUCACGCUGGCCUGUGGCUACGUCAUGGUCCUCCUGUCCACCUCGCUGGCGCUGAGUCUCUUCUCGCUCUGUGGGAAGUUCCACAAGUGGAAGCGCAACGGCGUCUGCUUGAUCCUCGCCUCCUUCUUCUCUGUGCUGCUCUGGGUAGCCUGGGCUGGCUUCUAUCUCUACGGCAACUCGGCACUGGGCAGGUCCCCUGUGUGGGACGACCCCAGUCUGGCUGUGGCCCUGAUUGCUAAUGGCUGGGUCCUCCUGCUGUUCCACGCCAUCCCCGAGGUGCACUGCUCCGUCCUGCCAGCUCCCCCGCCCAGCGCCCCGGAUUACUUCGACACCUCCCAGCUCCCCCCGCGCCUGCGCGAGACCAGCUUCGACGAUGAGGUCCCCCUGCCCCACCGGCCCUUCGUGGAGAACAAGGCCUUCUCCUUUGACGAGCACAGCGCAGCUCUCCGGGCAGGGGGGCACCGCAAUGGCAGCCUGGGCACCCGCCCCAGCGCCCCCUUCCGGAGCAAUGUGUACCAGCCCACCGAGAUGGCCGUUCUGCUCAACGGGGGCACGAUCCCUUCUGCCCCACCAAACUACACCGGGAGGCACCUGUGGUGAGCAGGCAGAGCUGUGCAGAAUGCGCCAGAUCCGUACUGCGUGACAGGGGUCCAUACCUGGAGCUGUGAAGAGAGUUUCAACCCUUUGAGGGUGCAGACAGGACUGUAUUGACUGCACCCGAGGUCUGGGUGUGAGGACAUGUGGAAGUGGAGGACGGCUUAUCUCACUAUAUUAGUGCUGCUGUGCAUUGUAAACAACUUUCAAUAGGCUUGCUAGGAAACGGGUGUUUAGGGAGGAUUUUAGGACGGCUGGCGGGUUUUUCUUGGUGGCCCCUCGGACUUCAGUAGCUAACAGGGUGUCAUUUACUCUUUCUUUUUUUUAUUCUACUGCUUUGAAAAAAGUGCAUGGCUAUUAAUGCAUCCCCCAUAUAUAACCUUUAUCGAUUUCCACAAGGAGAAAGGAUCAGGUGUGUACUACAAAAAAAUACAGAUUUGUUUAUUAUUAUUAUUAUUAUUAUUAUUAUUAUUAUUAUUAUUAUUUGUAAUAAAUAUUAUUUUAAAUAUGAACAAGUGUCAUCUUUCCCCAAUGGCAAAAAAAAGUUAACUUUGAGAAAUUAAGAAAUCAAGAAAUAUGAUCUGGCGCUGGGAAAAGAUAUCAAGAUAAUAUUCUGGCUGUGCAUGCGUGUGGGGGUCAUAUGUUACUGGGACAGCUGAGGACAGGCAAUCCUGAACCUGACUGACCCCAACCUUCACCAAAGGGCAUCAUGCAUUUAUAAAGCACCUUCACUAAUGAGGCAGCGUCUCAAUCUCCUAGUUAUACAAGCAGACAGCUCUAAACUAACUGGCUUGACUGAAACCAACUGGCUUGAUCUGCGAGUUCAUUUAAAUCACAGACUCAAGCCAGUAGAGGUUCCAGUAGGACAGCACCACAUUUCACCGUAACCCAUUGUGAAUUUGAGGCCAUUUUUUUAAAGCAUAACUACAAUAAAAGCUAUUUGGAUGUUUUUAUGAUCAUAUUCCAUUCGACAUCUCAUGAAGAUGGAGCCAAUAUUUUUUAAACCAUUUCAUUUAUGUGCAACAUGUUUCACAAUGUGAUCUUGGCAACCUGCAGUAUUUUUGUGUAGGUGGCUAAGAAAGUUAUUAUAAAAUUGGAACAUAGAAAUGAGCUGUAUCAACUGCCAGAGCUGACAACGCAGUGCUAAAUGGGCCUUAGCAUGUUUCAGCCAGUCUGGCAGACUUGACACCUCAUUCCCAUUGUCAGGAAUACCUUCUCCCCAUCUAUAUCCAGGUUUACCCUUUAUAUUCAUGUAAAGAUUUAAGAUACAAAAAUAUAAUAAUUGAUCAUCAUUUUGUGUGAAAUUGUGAUGGCAUUUUAAUGUAUGUAGAGUUUUAAUAGAUUUAUAUUGCUACAAAAAUACACAUUUCUGAUAAUGUAGAACUUGUGCUGGGGCUCUAAGAAACAACUCAUGUAUUACAGUGCAGUACACUGAACUAAUUUCUUGCAGUAAUAUAGUACUGGUGAUCUGAGAGUCAGCAAAUACUGUACAGAGAACACUAUUUAUCAAAUGCAAUAUGAAUUACUUUAAUUUGUGUUACGAAAAUAUGGCUAUAGAGAUAAAUAAUACAAUAUUAAAAUACAGUAACAUGACCAUAAGUACUGUAUACAGAACUCAGUACUGAAGAUUAGAUACUGUAGCAAGCACAUUCAGUGUACAGUAAAAGACUACUAAAGAUCUGACAGCCAGCAGUUUAAGUAUUGCACAGUAUUGGGUCCAGUUGGUUAGAAGCUAUCCUGCCCCUCUCUCAAGACAUCCCGUGCAGGGUUGCGGGGAGGGGGGGGGGGGGGGGUUGAGGCUGCUUGGGGUCCUGUAGGGGUGAAGGGGGAUUUAUUUUCUCUUCAGUGCUGACACUGAGGACUCAGAGCCAUUGUAUAACACUGGAGUUACUGAUCGAAUAGAGUUCUUGUAAUUAUGUAGUGAAACAAAAUAAACUUUCAAUAAAA
Messenger RNA from Acipenser ruthenus (sterlet), 3981 nucleotides. RefSeq names its product G-protein coupled receptor family C group 5 member B-like. Gene Ontology annotation, cellular component: extracellular exosome; signaling receptor complex; plasma membrane. The transcript is spliced from 4 exons. Gene Ontology annotation, biological process: G protein-coupled receptor signaling pathway. Gene Ontology annotation, molecular function: protein kinase activator activity; G protein-coupled receptor activity; protein kinase binding. Bases 856 to 2040 code for a protein of 394 amino acids. NCBI's taxonomy places the organism in Eukaryota, Metazoa, Chordata, Actinopteri, Acipenseriformes, Acipenseridae. The record is from RefSeq and is a predicted model, not a curated record.